Messenger RNA from Gorilla gorilla gorilla (western lowland gorilla), 1191 nucleotides. RefSeq names its product UBX domain protein 1 (gene UBXN1). Gene Ontology annotation, molecular function: K48-linked polyubiquitin modification-dependent protein binding. NCBI's taxonomy places the organism in Eukaryota, Metazoa, Chordata, Mammalia, Primates, Hominidae. The transcript has 10 exons. The coding region runs from base 208 to 1101 and encodes 297 amino acids. Gene Ontology annotation, cellular component: nucleus; cytoplasm. The record is from RefSeq and is a predicted model, not a curated record. Gene Ontology annotation, biological process: negative regulation of protein ubiquitination; negative regulation of proteasomal ubiquitin-dependent protein catabolic process; negative regulation of protein K48-linked deubiquitination.
GGCUUGGUGGGUUGCCUCCCUGUUCCCACCCACGUAAAGUCCUGGCAGCAGGGCCAGAAGUUUUAUGGUUCUCAGCGGCACCCGUCGACAUCCGCCCCCACGUGACCCAAACAGAUCCGGCACUUCCGCUUCCCCUCGGCUUUCUUCUCGUCGGUGUUCCCGGCUGCUAUAGAGCCGGGUCCCCGCGGAAGCGGCGGUGUCGGCGCCAUGGCGGAGCUGACGGCUCUUGAGAGUCUCAUCGAGAUGGGCUUCCCCAGGGGACGCGCGGAGAAGGCUCUGGCCCUCACAGGGAACCAGGGCAUCGAGGCUGCGAUGGACUGGCUGAUGGAGCACGAAGACGACCCCGAUGUGGACGAGCCUCUAGAGACUCCCCUUGGACAUAUCCUGGGACGGGAGCCCACUUCCUCAGAGCAAGGCGGCCUUGAAGGAUCUGGUUCUGCUGCCGGAGAAGGCAAACCCGUUUUGAGUGAAGAGGAAAGACAGGAACAAACUAAGAGGAUGUUGGAGCUGGUGGCCCAGAAGCAGCGGGAGCGUGAAGAGAGAGAGGAACGGGAGGCAUUGGAACGGGAACGGCAGCGCAGGAGACAAGGGCAAGAGUUGUCAGCAGCACGACAGCGGCUACAGGAAGAUGAGAUGCGCCGGGCUGCUGAGGAGAGGCGGAGGGAAAAGGCCGAGGAGUUAGCAGCCAGACAAAGAGUUAGAGAAAAGAUCGAGAGGGACAAAGCAGAGAGAGCCAAGAAGUAUGGUGGCAGUGUGGGCUCUCAGCCACCCCCAGCGGCACCAGAGCCAGGUCCUGUUCCCUCUUCUCCCAGCCAGGAGCCUCCCACCAAGCGGGAGUAUGACCAGUGUCGCAUACAGGUCAGGCUGCCAGAUGGGACCUCACUGACCCAGACGUUCCGGGCCCGGGAACAGCUGGCAGCCGUGAGGCUCUAUGUGGAGCUCCACCGUGGGGAGGAACCAGGUGGGGGCCAGGACCCUGUGCAGUUGCUCAGUGGCUUCCCCAGACGGGCCUUUUCAGAAGCUGAUAUGGAGCGGCCUCUGCAGGAGCUGGGACUCGUGCCUUCUGCUGUUCUCAUUGUGGCCAAGAAAUGUCCCAGCUGAGGGCCUUUGUCCCAUCGUCCCUCUGUGACCCCUUCAUCUUUGAUAAAGCACUGACAUCUCCUUCCUAAUAAAUAGACCCUGAGUUCUGUA